AUGGAAGGCUGGUCUCGCUCCUCCUCCCCCUUCUUCCCUUUCUUCCCCUGCCCUCAACCUCUCCUUUCUCCUGCAGCACUCACCUCUCGUUCCCCUGCCCCCGUCUCAGCUCCUCCCCCUUCCCCCUCUCCCUCCCCUUCACACUCUGCCUCACCGGUAACAGCUUCUUUCAAGCAGCAAAAUGUCUCAAUAGAAGCACCGUCAUCGUCGUCUAUAAGUCCACCCGCUACAGUGGCAGCGCUGUUAUCAUCUGCUACAGUGGCAGGUGCUACAGCUGCAGGUGCUACAGUGCCCACAGCGCUACAGCCGCUGCUGUGGGUCCCACCGUCGCCCAACAUGCCCACACCAACCACUGCUCUCAUCUAUGCUGGGACUUGCCUCAUCGAGCUGCUGUGGGUCCCACCGUCGCCCAACAUGCCCACACCAACCACUGCUCUCGUCUAUGCUGGGACUUGCCUCAUCGAGAGGUGUGGUGAAGAGGCUGUGUGUGGGUCCGAACAAAUGCUGCCUGGCAUGCCCUGCCCAUGCCCACCACUGCUUGUGAGUAUGAGUGAGGUGUGGUUGAGACGCUGUCCGGGUCCCACCGUCGCCCAACAUGCCCGCACCACACCCACCACUGCUCUCGUCUAUGCUGGCGUGUGUCUCAGGAAGGUGCAGCAGCGCAGCCGAGCAGCAGCGCAGCCGAGCAGCAGCGUAGCCGCGAAGCCGAGCAGCCGUGUAGCCGCGAAGCCGAGCAGCAGCGCAGCCGAGAAGCUGAGGGUGGUGUGUGGGGGGGUGUGUGGGAAUAGGAUUAGUAGGUAG
Closterium sp. NIES-65 is the source of this 801-nucleotide messenger RNA. Lineage: Eukaryota; Viridiplantae; Streptophyta; Zygnematophyceae; Desmidiales; Closteriaceae. The record is from the annotation of a GenBank genome assembly.